AAACAAAGCACAUUUUUCCACCAUCACCAGUUGUAUUCCUUGAUAAAGCAUAGUACAGAGUCAAGAUAUCUAAGCCGAUGCAACAUCCCGACCAUAAUCUCCGCAAAGCGCCAGUCAUUAAAAGUUGCAAUACUUCCACACCAGUGGAAAAAACCUCCCUAG
Molecule: messenger RNA, 162 nt
Organism: Bipolaris zeicola 26-R-13
Lineage: Eukaryota; Fungi; Ascomycota; Dothideomycetes; Pleosporales; Pleosporaceae
Exons: 1
Source: RefSeq, a predicted model, not a curated record